CUCUCAGCUGCCUGCUCCUCAGUGGUCAUGGCGUCUCCUCUCCUCUUGGGCCUCCUUGUCCUGUCCGUGUGUGUGUGCGGCAGUGUUGAGGUGAACACCAGUGCUAAACGGACCUGUAUGGAUAAGGUAGAGUGCGCCAACGGGAUUCUACUUCCUAUUUGGCUUCCUCAAGACCCACCGCUGCCCCAGAAGGUGAUUCGUGCGAUCAUCUACUUCCUGUCUCUGCUCUACAUGUUCCUGGGUGUAUCCAUCAUCGCUGACCGCUUCAUGGCUGCCAUCGAGGUCAUCACCUCACAGGAGAAAGAGGUCACCAUUACAGGUCCAAAUGGUGAACAGACAGUGACGACGGUGCGGAUAUGGAACGAAACCGUAUCCAAUCUCACUCUGAUGGCCCUCGGCUCCUCUGCUCCAGAGAUUCUGCUGUCAGUCAUAGAGGUGUGUGGGCAUGGCUUCAACGCGGGCGAGCUUGGGCCUGGCACAAUCGUUGGCAGCGCUGCCUUUAACAUGCUUGUUAUCAUCGCAAUCUGCGUGUCUGUGAUCCCAGAUGGUGAGGUGAGGAAGAUCAAACACCUGCGCGUGUUCUUCAUCACCGCAUCCUGGAGCGUCUUCGCCUAUAUUUGGCUCUAUCUUAUCCUCUCCGUCAUUUCUCCAGGGAUUGUUGAGGUGUGGGAAGCAAUGCUGACCCUCAUGUUCUUCCCCAUAUGUGUCAUGAUGGCAUGGAUCGCCGACCGGCGGCUUCUCUUCUACAAAUAUCUUCAUCGACGUUACCGAGCUGACAAACGCCACGGCAUCAUCGUGGAGACAGAGGGCGAUCUGGUGACCAACGGCAUUGACGUCAUCAUGGAGGGGAAAUUCCAUGGAAAUGCCAAUGGUGGCCCUAGCAACACUGCCAGCAACGUCACCAGCAUAGAGACAAGAAAAGACCCUGGGCAGGACCGUGAGGAGGUGAUUCGGAUGCUGCGCGAACUUCGGCAGAAAUAUCCAGAUAAAGACUUGGACCAGUUGAUCGAGAUGGCCAACUACUCAAACAUGCAGAAGCAACCCAAGAGUCGUGCGUUUUAUCGUGUACAGGCAACACGCAUGAUAAUCGGAGCUGGGAACGUGUUAAAGAAGCAUGCUGCAGCAGAACAGGCCAAGCGUGCAGGCCCGAACGCCAGCUCCAAUGAUGAUCUGAUGACUUGCGCACAUGUUGCCUUGGAGCAGGAUCGUUAUCGCUGCAGCGAAAACUGCGGCCAACUGAGUGUAUGGGUUACACUGUUGGGUGGUUGUGGGUCCAAAACAUUCCAGGUGGACUACCGGACUGAAAACGGCUCGGCCAAAGCUGGAGUGGAUUAUGAUUACUGUGAGGGAACGCUGGAGUUUCAACCUGGAGACACACGCAAAGAGAUAAAGAUUGGUAUCAUAGACGAUGAUGUCUUUGAGGAAGACGAGCAUUUCUUUAUCCGUCUCUCGAACCUGCGCGAGCCAGGGGUCGACGCCACAGAGGCCGCCCGAUUGGUGGAACCACUGCUCGCUACAGUAACGAUUUUAGACGACGAUCACGCAGGAGUCUUUUCGUUUGGGCGGUGCGAGCUCCUUGUUCCUGAGUGUGCGGGUGUCGCUGAAAUUACUGUCACUCGGGAGACGGGAACCCGGGGCACCGUGAUCAUACCGUAUCACACUGAGGAUGGAACGGCACACAGCGGAGUCGACUACCAACAAACGCAAGGCGAACUGGAGUUCAGUAAUGAGGAGAGCAGUAAGACAUUACAGGUGCCAAUCAUCAAUGUCCAGGAAUAUGAUAAGCGAGAAAACUUUUACAUCGUCCUUGAAGAACCUCGGUGGCUCAAGAGAGGAAUUUCAGAUUUGUUGUUGAAUCAGGGUGCUCCCAGUGCUGAGCAGGAAGAGGCGAGGAAGAUUGCUGAGAAGGGCCGGCCGAUUUUGGGGGAACACAGCAGGCUGGAGGUCAUUAUUGAAGAGAGCAUGGCCUUUAAGAUCCGCCAGGGAAUGGCCCCCAAUGGCAGGAUAGACCCGGUAGACAAGGCUCCACCCCUCUGCAUGAGACGUGUUCAUGGAUUGAACACUGUCGAUCGUCUGUUAAAGGACACUAACUUGGCUGAAGUAAUCGGAACACACACAUGGAAAGAACAAUUCAUUGAGGCUGUCACUGUCAGUGCAGGAGAGGGCGAUGAGGGCGAAGGGCCACGCCGGCCGUCCUGCUGUGAUUACUUUAUGCAUGUGAUGACUGUGUUCUGGAAGCUGACGUUCGCCUUCGUCCCGCCCACUGAGUACUGUAACGGCUGGGCCUGCUUCGUCGUCUCCAUCUUCGUCAUUGGCUUCCUCACCGCAGUCAUCGGAGACCUGGCAUCUCACUUCGGCUGCACCGUGGGGCUGCGGGACACCGUCACAGCUGUGGUGUUCGUCGCCCUCGGCACAUCCAUCCCGGAUACCUUUGCGAGUAAAGUUGCAGCUGUUCAGGAUCAGUACGCUGACGCUUCAGUGGGAAACGUGACAGGCAGCAACGCUGUGAACGUCUUUCUGGGGAUCGGCCUGGCCUGGUCCAUCUCAGCCAUCUACUGGGAGGCCAAAGGUCAGGCAUUCCACGUGGAUCCGGGCUCGCUGGCCUUCUCCGUCACACUAUUCACCAUCUGCGCCUUCAUUAACAUGGGUGUGCUCAUGCUGCGGCGACGCCCCUCAGUGGGCGGAGAGCUGGGUGGGCCCAAAACCAUUAAGAUCCUCACGUCCAUGCUGUUCAUUGGCCUGUGGCUCCUCUAUAUCACCUUCUCCAGCCUGGAGGCAUACUGUCACAUAACAGGCUUCUGAGAAAACACACUUUAUACACUUUUAUAAACGAUUGGGUCAUCAGGAAGACUCAACCGAGAAGCCUUCUUCACCGUCAUCUUCUUCACCAUCAUCAGCUUCAUAUACAGUGGUGGAUAAACUCUGACACUUUAUUUUGUAACCUGUUAUAACAGGACAUAAUCAUCCCUUAGAAGAGGAUGAACGAUCCUAAACAAACACAUAUUGUAUAUUUCCCAUGACUGAUAUUUACACUUGAACGUGAACCAAUGAACGGAAGAACGAAUGAAUGGAACUAAAAAAUAAUGAUUUCUUUCAUUAUGGAUGUUGUAUGAUUGUAAUAUUUAACCAUUUAAAUGCAUAUAGCACUAAACACAUGUCAGAAUUAUUAACUACUAGUAAAAACCAUGACUCCUGUUUCCUGGUAUUCUUAUAAAAUGUUAUAAGACUUUGGAGAACAUUUUAACUCAGUAGCUCAUGUUGUUUUUAAUAAGAAAUAACCCACAGUGUACAGUUUGUCAUUCACACAAUCAGUUCGUUAUGAUUUUACACUAAAGAGGGGCUUCAAAAUGUGUCUUGCCUAGAUCUUAUAAUAUUGUUACUACUUGAUUAGCAUUAAUGCAAAUUCUGGAAAAUGGGAAGUAUGGCAUCCCACAAGGUUCUGUUCUAAGUCCCUUACUGUUUUUCUUUUAUAGCCCGAACCUUCUCCCCCAUCCCCCCCACCCCCAUUUUCAAAACUUUUUCUCAUUUUUCUCUCUCUCUCUCUCUCUCUCUCCAUUUUUUUCUCCUUCCUCUCCCCUCCUCUCUCUUUUCCAUGUCCUCCUCUUUAGACCUUAUGUGGUUGCUAGUUGAUUACCAUUAAUGGAUAUGCUUCCAGUAUGGUGUCCUUCAAGGAUCUGCAGUAUUUUAGGCCCCUUGCUGAUUUCUUAUUUUUAUUUUUAAUUCACAAACAUGAUGAUGGCUUUCAUGAUUCUGACAACACAAGUAUAUCAAAUAUCAAAAUGUAUCAGUGCUGCUGCACAAAAUAGGAGACAGGUUUAUAUAUAUAUAUAUAUAUAUAUAUAUAUAUAUAUAUAUAUA
Tachysurus vachellii is the source of this 3858-nucleotide messenger RNA. It is a transcript of the gene slc8a2a, whose product is annotated as solute carrier family 8 member 2a. The transcript is spliced from 13 exons. Bases 28 to 2802 code for a protein of 924 amino acids. Gene Ontology annotation, cellular component: postsynapse; sarcolemma; axon. The record is from RefSeq and is a predicted model, not a curated record. Gene Ontology annotation, biological process: calcium ion import across plasma membrane; cell communication; sodium ion transmembrane transport. Gene Ontology annotation, molecular function: calcium:sodium antiporter activity. Lineage: Eukaryota; Metazoa; Chordata; Actinopteri; Siluriformes; Bagridae.